Acanthocheilonema viteae is the source of this 1416-nucleotide messenger RNA. The record is from the annotation of a GenBank genome assembly. NCBI's taxonomy places the organism in Eukaryota, Metazoa, Nematoda, Chromadorea, Rhabditida, Onchocercidae.
ACACAACAAUUUUACUGGUCACCAACUGAACUUGGUUUUAUGGAAAGUGCAUUCUUCUAUGGCUAUGCUAUCACACAAAUACCAGGUGGCAUGCUUGCUGCUAAAUAUGCUCCAAAUUUAUUAUUCGGAUUUUCAAUACUCAUUGCUGCUAUAUUAAAUUUAUUCUUGGCGUUAGCAUUAAGCGCACAUCCACACACCGAUUUCAUUGUCCUUGCCAUACAAAUCUGUCAAGGCCUUUCAUUGGGAAUAAGUUAUCCGGCAAUGCAUGGUGUUUGGCGGCAUUGGGCACCACCAAUGGAACGCUCCAAACUUGCUACAACGACAUUUACCGGUGGAUAUCUGGGUGUAAUGAUCGGUCUACCAAUUUCUGCUUAUCUCGUUUCCUAUAUCGAUUGGUGUGCACCGUUUUAUUUUUUCGGUGCUGCGGGGAUAUUAUGGUUCCUAAUUUGGUUUGCUGUUAGCGCACCAACACCAGAAAUGAGUAAAUCAAUUUCGGAUGACGAAAAACGAUUUAUUAUCGAACAAGUCGGACAAGUUACAUCUUCACCAGCAACGUUGACAACGAUUCCAUGGAAGGAAAUUUUGUUAUCACCACCGGUUUGGGCGAUUGUUAUCAGUAAUUUCUGUCGUUCAUGGACAUUUUUCCUCCUACUCGGUAAUCAGUUAACUUAUAUGAAGGAUGUGUUACACCUCGAAAUACAAAGUGGUGGCUUGAUCUCAUCGUUACCGCAUGCACUCAUGUCGAUUAUUGUCCUGGCUUCAGGUCAAAUGGCUGACUAUCUACGUUCAACCGGUAAAAUGUCAACUCAAAUGGUUCGCAAAUUAUUUAACACAUUAGGUUUUGGUGGUGAGGCGCUAUUCCUCUGCUGUUUAUCUCUUAUCAGCGAACCGUCUGCUGCAGUUACCACAUUAAUAUUUGCUGCAGGAUGUAGUGGCUUCGGUAUUGUAGGAUUCAAUGUAAAUCACUUUGAUAUAGCACCACGAUAUGCUCCGAUUCUGAUGGGCUUCUCAAAUGGUAUUAGCGCUCUGGCCGGUGCCAGUGGUUUCGUUUUGGAACAUCUUGUCGCUGCGCAGGGUACCAAAGAGGGAUGGAGAACAUCAUUUUUAAUAGCAGCUGCUAUUGAUCUCGCUGCCAUGAUCACAUUUCUCGUAUUCGCUAAAGGAGAACUUCAACAAUGGGCCAAGGAAAAGGAGCCUCAGCAAAGCAUGGAAGAUAUUGUUCGCCGACUAUCAUAUAUAAUGCGACGAAUGUCAUCUCGCCGACGACCAGAAUCAGGAGUAAAGCAUAAACGACUGUGUGAAGAAGAUGAAGCCAAACGAGACUGGUCUACAGAGAAAACAGCAGAUAAGGAGAUCCAGGGAUUAGAGGUAAAACUUCAAAGCUUUAUGCCACCAGCUGAAGAAAAUUACAUCUAG